AUUACAUUUUAGAGAUUCCAAAAUCAAAAUGUUUUGAAUGGAUGAAUGUUUGGCUGGAGCUGGAGCGACUGAGAUAUUUGACAUUUGAGCAGCCAAUGGAAUAAACAUGGAAAGAACAGGCCAGACAUGACCUAUCAGUAGCCAAUGUGAAAUAGUUAUCUUCUGAAGACAUCUGAUUGAACACGGCACAAACAUGGCCUCAACAUUUCCAGGCCGGCGACGAGCUGGUGGAUUAGGAACGUCUUCUCCGCUGAAAUCCAAGGCGGGGAUGGGAACCACGGACAACAUUGGGAUGAGCGAUGACAACUUUUACAGCAGUCUUGCGGCAGAGGUGGACGAGGAAUCUGAUGUAUCAGAGGCUGAUGUUAGUAAAAUGUUGGCGGACAUGGAUGACAUGGACGAUGCCCUGUUCGGUUCCUCUCUGAAAUCCCGUCCAGCAAGCAGCCCUGGGCCCAAGCAGCCAGGGGCAAAGGAUGACCCUGCCAAACCCCAAGGGAAGGGCAAACCAGCGGUGGGCCAGACGUUGACAUUGGACAAGACUCUAGAAGAGGAAUUGUCCAAAGCACUUGACACCAGUGCCAAACUAGAAGAAAGCCCCACAGCCAGUCCCAGGAGGAGUAGCAAGCCCAAAGCCAACACUAAGAAGUUUGACUUUGGUGAGUUUGACGAGGAUGAUCCACUGGCCGGGCUGUUGUCUGAUGACGAUGACGACGGGAAGACCAAGAAACCGACAAAGAAGAAACCACUGAAAGAGAGCAAGAAGGAGGAACCAGAGAAGAUGGAACCAACGCGGGAACCGGAACCGGAACUGAAGCCAGAACCAGAACUGGAACCAGAUCUGGAACCCCUAUCCAAGAAAAAGGAUCUGCCUAAAGAUGACAUCAAGAACACAACAAAGUCCGAUGCAUCACCUGCUAGAAAAUCAAAGGCAAAGACCAUUGAUUUUGACGACGAUGAUGACGAUGAUUCUGACAUUCUUGGCAGCCUGGGUUUGGGGAAAAACACCAAAGGCACUGAUGUCAAGCCUGAGGUAUCUUCGUCUACCAGACCUGCGAGGUCGAGAGGCAGGAGUGAACCGGAGGCAGACUUUGGUGACGAGUCGGACCUGCUAGGGAGCCUGGGUCUGGGUGCCAGUCCAAGGGAGAGGCGUCGCAGUCGACCGGAGGAUAGCGGUGAAGUGGAACAGGCCCGCAAUAAAGUCAACGAACUCUUUGGGACAAGUGGCACCAGUAAGAUGCUGGACAAGCCACCGGCAGGCAGGCAGCGGCAGUCACAGCUGGACAAGAUACUGCAGAAGAAAGACCACAUUAGCGCCCCCAAGGCCAAAGCCAAAGAAGAGAAAGAGGAAGAUUUCAGUUUUGGAGAUUAUACUCCGUCGUCGGUGACAGCCCGACCUGAGUCUGCCCCACCGCCUCGGCGCUCAGUCAGAUUUUCAGAUGAAGACGACUUGGCCGGCACCUCGUCACUAGACAAGCCCCGGUCCCGUGCCGGCAUGUCAUCCUUCCUGGACGAGCCUCUGCAGAGGCCCCAGAGUGCCACACCUGGCACUACCAGCAGUCGGAGGACUGGUAGGAACUCUAGGGUCAGCACCAAGCCAGAUGACGAUUGGCUGGAGCUGGCCGCCGGAGCUGACCACACAAAGGCCGCGGAGAAGUCAAAGGUCGCUGAGAAGAAUGCUCCAGUCACUGAUAAAGAACCACAGAUGGACACACCGCAACACAAACCUCCUUCCAGAACUUCAGAAUCCUCAACAAAAGACGAGACGAAAUCCUCCCCGGUGAAAGCGAAGCAGAAAGAAGAACCUCCAGCUAAGGUGCCCUCUGCCGCUGAUUACCUGGGACUGUCGGACACCGAGAUAGACCUGGACUCCCUAGUGCAACCCAAGCCUUUGACUCCACCCAUGGAUUCCACUCUGGAUGACCCAUUCAGCCCUCCUGCUAAAAGGGAAACAAUAUCGCCAUUUCCGUGGGAUAGUUCCAGCAGCAGAGCUAGGCCAGACACCCAACCAGUGACGAGCACACCUCAACCCGAAGAUGAUUUUGAUAUGGAUGAUGACUCGGAUGAACAAGAACCGCUGCAAACAAGUAUGAUGGCUCAGCAACUGCAACAACUGCAGAGAAUGCAGGAAUUGCAGCAGCAGCAACAGCAACAGCAACAGCAACAGCAGCAGAAACCACCACCCGGUAGGCAGUUCUCUGUUGACAGGCCCCCUACCCCUCAGCAUACCCAGGCACAGAUCCCGAAGGAACCAUCCAGAGACACAGGGUCACAGAAGCUGGCUCAAACUGGAGCCAAGAAAGAGCCGCAGUGGCGCCAGCAGAUGAGACAAAAACAGCAGCAGCAAGACAGGACAGACAGACAGCAACUCAGCAGCAGUGGUGGGACAGGGCCCGGUGUUUCAAACUUUGAUGAGCAGCAGGCUGCCAUGCAGUCUGCAGAUAUCAGGCAGCAGCAGCCUUCCAACCCUCUCGCGUCAGCCACCCACCCCAGCUCUCUCCCAGGUUACACCCCGAUGCCAACCCAGCCUCAACAGCAGACCCUGCCAGCCAGCACGGCCUGGCAGGAGCAGCUAGAGAGAAGCCAGCAAGAACUGGACCAAGCCUUGAAACAGCAGCAGGCCGAGUGGGCAAGCCAGCAGCAAGCACUACAGCAGCAGCUGCAGCAGCAGCAGCAGCAAGCGAUGCAGCAGCAGCUGCAGAUGCAGGAGGCGUUGCUGAAAGCUCAGACAGCGCCCUCUAUGUCUACGCUGCUGCCAACGUCAGGAGCGAGCCCACUCAUGAUGCCCGGUCUGACGAGCUACGGUUUGGAAGGAAAGAUUCACCAGCUUGAAGCAGAGAAGCGUCGUCUUGAAGCCGAGUUGCAGGCUGUGCAGCAGGCACAUCAUCAGCAGAAAACCGCCCUGGAAAAUGCACACAAAGACUACGUUCAGCUCCUAGAGGAGUCAUCUGGCCGUCGUGAGACCAGGCUUCGUCAGGAACACACGUCAGCGCUGCAGCAAUACGAACAGCGACUCAAGCAGCUGCAGGAAGACCAGGCAGCUCAGCAGCAGCAACAGCAGCAGCGAGUGCAGCAGAUGAACGCCGAGCACAGCAGCCAACUGCAGCAGCUUCAGCAGACCCACAGGCUUGCCAUGGAUGCUGUUCAGCAGCAGCAUGAGCAGCAGCUGCAGCAGGUCAAGCUAGCCAUGCAGCGAGAGAUGGAGGCGCUACACAACACACAGACGCACAGCAAGUCACUACAAGCUGUUGUUGACCAGGUCCAGUCAGCCAGCAAGGAGCUUGGCAGCCUACAGAGUCAGGUACAUGGCCAGCAUCACAGCCAGCUGGAACAACGGUCUGUGGAACUCAGAGAGAAAGACCAACAACUGCAAGCCUUGGAGAAGCGUCUAGCUGAUAAACAAGAGGAGAUGAAUGACGAGAGAGCCAGGCUAGAGGCGCUGGUCAGCCGACUGGAGGCCCACAUCCGACAGCAAAACACUCAAUUGGAUGAGGAGAGAUUUCGUCUGCGUCAGGAGCAGAGUAAGUUGAGCAGCCUUCAGAGAGCUACUGAGGAGGAGCGUAAGCUAGCGGCAGAGCAGCUGGCCUCCCAACAGGCCUCACUCCAACAUGCCAAGGAUGCCAUUCUGGAUGAUCAGAAGACUAUCAUGUCUCAGUGUCUGGAGGAACGCAAGGCCCUGGCAGCCGAGAGAGCCCAAGUGGCUGCGGCUAGGAGACAACUGGAGACAUCGCUUCAGGAACAGGCCAACAAAGCCAUGCAGGUGGGCGCGGAGCAGGAAGGCAAGCUAGAGACCUUAGCCGGCGAGCGCAGCCAGCUGACCGCCCAGGCUGCGUCGCUGCAGCAGCAGCAGCAGGCCUUACAGCAGGAGAAGGAGCAGCUGUCACAGCGACGGCAGGAGCUAGACAGCGAGCAGCGGCGACUGCAGCAGCUGGCCGAGACGUUGCGACAACGCUCGCAGCAGAUACAGGAGACUGUCACGGAGGGUGUUCAGGCUAGGGAGGAUGGGCAGUCGGCCUUACAGGCAGCCAGGACGAUAGAAGCUGAGCAAUCUACAAGAGAGAUGAAUUUGCAGAGUCAGACUCAGACAUUACGGGCGACACAGAGACAAAUCGCACAGGAGCGUUUGGAUCUGGCUCGUGAGCAGAGGAACCUGGAGAGACUACGUGGGUCCCUACGCUGCCAGAUGUGUGGAGGCCCAGUCCCAUCACCAAAAACACCAGCCUGGUCUACCAACAACCACUUCCGCCAAACACCUCACCUCAAUCGGUCAAUGCAACUCCCCAGUGACGACAGUCAGUACCCGGAGAGGGAAACAGCGCCCUCUAGAGCCCUGAGCCUGAAGGACGUUGACACCCUCCUGUCCCAGGCAGAGCUGGGCCACAGCCUGAGGGUGUGGAAAGUGGAAGCUGAGAAGGACAAGGAGUUUUUGGAGGAAGAGAGCAUUUUCCUGGAAACCUUGAAGACCCCUGUACCGGCCGUGUAUAUUCAGAAGGCAUGAGGUUCAGCUCCUGUGUGGACAAUCUAAACUGGGCAGUGCGUUGUCCAAAAUCCUGGCAAUGCUGAACAGAAGGUAUUAGAUGAACACACUUAAAAUUUACGUGUACAAUUUGGCACAGUUGCUGGUCUGCCGAAGAAGAUUCUAUGGCCAAGGUAAGAGGAUAUCAUUGCAUUGGGGUUGAUUUAGAAUGACUUCAACGACUUUCAUCUUUCUGCCCCUGUAUUCGGUUUUGCCCUUUAUUGAUGAAUGCUACAAGCACUGUAUGCUUUGUGCCUAUUAAGAGCAUGUGAGAAGCGAAAGACUUCACAACUUUUCCUAGGUGGGACUCAAACUCACGACAUCGUGCUUAGUAGUGCAGACGUCUUUCCAAAAGUCCAUAAAAACUCCUUUUUUAGCAUUUUUCUACCAACCUUUCGAUUUAAGUGUAGUUUUACUAGGGGUGUCUGUGUGUGUGUUUGAAAGGGAGGGGUAUGUGAAAUUUUCUUUAAAUUAAACUGACUUUUCGUAAUUUACUUUUAUGGAAAAAGUAUUCAAGGAAAAUAUUAAUUUUCCCCAAGUAACGUGCUUAGAAUUUUCCAAUGUGAUUUUCUCAGGGUCUAGAUUUUGUGUAGCUGAAGUAAACAAGAUUUUACAGUUUGCUUAGGAUUUGCUGAAAAUAGGACUAUAUAGAGAAAAGUUCAAGCUUUUUUUACAGUGUGACAUUUCGUAUGUAUCGGGAAUUUCACAUGUUAUACAACUUUUACUUAUUUGUUUGUGCCAGUGUGCAGCUACGGAGGCAUAUUUGAAAUGAAAUUUGAAAUUUCCCGUUUAACCCUUUUUUCACAUUGAUGUAUUUAAUAUUUCAUGUACAUGUAUUGGCAUAUCCUAAUUUAAUAAUAUUUAUUGUUUACAUUAAUCAAAUUUGUUUGCCCGUGAUAUAUAAUUGCAUAUUGAAAUAUUACAAGUCCGUCCUUUGAAAAAAAAUAAAAUUAUUAAUUGGAAUUUGAAUUUAUAUGUGCUAUCAACAGUACUUGCCUUAAAUAGUACUCAAUAUUGAUAAUAGUUACAGUUUCCAGAGAGCAAGACACCAACAACAAAUUCUCUUUAAUUUUUUUCAUUUUUUGUAUGUAGAUGGUCUUUCUACAUGUGUUACAUUGUAACUUAUAAAAUUGCUUGUCUGUAAGAAAUACGGCAGAUUUUGUCCUCUUUUAACAGUACAUGUAUUCCAUUUUGUAAAUUAAGGAAAAUUUUAUUGCAAUUUAGAAAACUUAA
This is a messenger RNA of Patiria miniata (bat star), 5746 nucleotides long. It is a transcript of the gene fbf1, whose product is annotated as fas-binding factor 1 homolog. NCBI's taxonomy places the organism in Eukaryota, Metazoa, Echinodermata, Asteroidea, Valvatida, Asterinidae. The record is from RefSeq and is a predicted model, not a curated record. Gene Ontology annotation, biological process: establishment of epithelial cell polarity; cilium assembly. The transcript has 33 exons. The coding region runs from base 194 to 4495 and encodes 1433 amino acids. Gene Ontology annotation, cellular component: ciliary transition fiber; ciliary basal body; centriole.